Molecule: messenger RNA, 4299 nt
Organism: Pogona vitticeps (central bearded dragon)
Lineage: Eukaryota; Metazoa; Chordata; Lepidosauria; Squamata; Agamidae
Source: RefSeq, a predicted model, not a curated record
CCCAGCAGCGGCGGCGGCAGCGGUGGGGAGAACCGAGGCCCAACUUUUCCCCAUCCGCCGCCGUCGCCGUCGCGCUCAAGGUAUCCCCUCCAGGAGCCGAGGGGAGCCGCACUAGUGGCGGGAGCUGCAGGAUUAGGAGGACCUUUGCCGCCACCGCCUUCUGGCCAGGCCCCUUCUGCCGCUGCGGGGCCUUCGCCCGAAUUGCCGCGGCGGCGAUCCGCAGCAGUAGGCCCUGUCCACGGUGCCAUCCCUCCAGCGCCAGAGGAAGGAGCAGCGUCGCUUGCCAGCAGCCGCCUUCUGACGAGUCGCCGCCGUCGCCCUCCUCGUCGGUGGCGGGGAGAGGUGGGGGAACAGCCUCCGCCGCCGAGGCUUAGAGCCAUCUGCGCCCUACAGCCGCCGCCGUGUCUGUCCGCGCUGUUCCUGAGCGGCUCCCGGCUCCCAGACAUGACCGCCAUCAUCAAAGAGAUCGUCAGCAGGAACAAAAGGCGAUACCAGGAGGAUGGCUUUGAUUUAGACCUGACCUAUAUUUAUCCAAAUAUAAUUGCAAUGGGUUUUCCUGCAGAGCGACUUGAAGGAGUGUACAGAAACAAUAUUGAUGAUGUUGUAAGGUUUUUGGAUUCAAAACAUAAAAACCAUUACAAGAUAUACAAUCUAUGUGCUGAAAGACAUUAUGACACAGCCAAAUUUAACUGCAGAGUUGCACAGUAUCCUUUUGAAGACCAUAACCCACCACAGCUGGAGCUGAUCAAACCUUUUUGUGAAGAUCUUGAUCGAUGGCUCAGUGAAGAUGGCAAUCAUGUUGCAGCAAUCCAUUGUAAAGCUGGAAAGGGACGAACUGGUGUAAUGAUUUGUGCAUAUUUGUUACAUCGAGGAAGAUUUCAAAAGGCACAAGAAGCUCUAGAUUUCUAUGGGGAAGUGAGGACCAGAGAUAAAAAGGGAGUAACUAUUCCCAGUCAGAGGCGCUAUGUAUAUUACUAUAGCUACCUGUUAAAGAAUCAACUGGAUUACAGACCGGUGGCACUGCUUUUUCACAAAAUGAUGUUUGAAACAAUUCCAAUGUUCAGUGGCGGCACUUGCAAUCCUCAUUUUGUGGUCUACCAGCUCAAGGUAAAGAUAUUCACCUCCUCUUCAGGACCCACAAGACGUGAAGACAAGUACAUGUACUUUGAAUUCCCUCAGCCAUUGCCCGUGUGUGGAGAUAUCAAGGUGGAAUUCUUCCAUAAACAAAACAAGAUGUUGAAAAAGGACAAAAUGUUUCAUUUCUGGGUAAAUACAUUCUUCAUACCAGGACUGGAAGAAAAUUCUGAGAAAAUAGAGAAUGGCAGUCUUCUUGGAGAUCAGGAACUUGAUGGAAUUCUCAGUACAGAGCGUUCAGAUAAUGACAAGGAAUAUCUAAUACUUACACUAACAAAAAAUGAUUUGGACAAAGCAAAUAAAGACAAGGCAAAUCGUUACUUUUCUCCAAACUUCAAGGUGAAGCUAUUUUUCACAAAAACAGUAGAAGAGCCAUCAAACCCAGAGGCUAGCAGCUCGACUUCAGUAACACCGGAUGUUAGUGAUAAUGAACCUGAUCAUUAUAGGUAUUCUGACACCACUGACUCUGAUCCAGAGAAUGAACCUUUUGAUGAAGAUCAACAUACACAGAUUACAAAAGUCUGAAUAUUUUUUUUAUUUGGGAAAAUACACCACAAAGAGUAAAACUUGAAUAAACUGAAUUAUGGACCUUUUGGAAUGGCAGUAGGACACUGUGUCACAGUUAUCAGUUGUAGGAACAGUUCUUUUCCUGACCAAUCUCAUUUUGCUCUUUGAAGCCAUUAGGCUUGACACUUGUCCCGUUGAAAAAGGUUACGUAGCUAUGUUAUGUAUAUACCUUUUUGUGUCAAGAGGACAUUCAGAUUUCAAUUAGGAAAACACAAAGAUGGCACUUUCCCAUUUGAUUCCGGUUUUCUAAAAGUGGAGACAGAUCUAAUGUGUAUACGUAGGAAUCUUCCUUUUGUGUUCUGUCACCAACAGAAGUUCCUGUAAAGCUCUUUCUAAUACACAGGUUCACAUCCUGCCCCUUUCUUUGCACUUUUGUGGCAGAUAAGUCUAUGGUUGGUUCAGAGAAUUAAUGGGUUUUACUGCAUUCAAGUACAUGUACUAUGAAUAGGAGAGUGGGAAGAGAAGCUCAGAAAGGAAUGUCUUGUGUUGGACCCAGGACUGUGUUCCAUUUCCAUCUUACUUACAUGCACCUCUUUAGCAUGCUACAGUAAUAAAUCCUGGACAUUUGAGGAAUUGCCACUGUCACUGCUUGUUUGUGCAUUUUAUUUUUUAAAAGCAUAAUGGUGCUAGAAAAGGCAGCUAGAGGGAGUGGUUCCGUAUUAGGGGUACAGGAAUGAACCUUCCACAACAUCACUGAAGAUCUACAAAUGAAGGGAUAUUAAAAAAGUGGUUACAUGUGAAAUUCAUUAACGAUGACUUAACCAUACAAAUGUGGAGGCUAUCUUUCAGAAAUGGGCUUACACAGUUGUUUGUGUGUUAUGAUUGCCAUUCCCCAAGAUGUGGAUUAUAAAUGUCAGAAUAAUAUUUUUUCUAAAAAAGAAAAGAAAAGAAAAAAACCUUGUCUUUCAAACACUUGGAAUUGCUAUUUUUAAUUUUCAUGGUGUAAAACCCCAUUUGUUUAUUGGCGUUGAAUUGUUCAUUAUUGGUUAUCCCACUUGAGUAAAUGAAUUUGGAAUCCAUUGUGCCCAGUCUACUUGCAUUAAUAACAAGGGUAUAAAUAGUAACUAGUCAAGGCAGACCUCAGGCUGAAUACUGAACUAGGGGGCAGCAUGCUCCAUCAACAUACAUCAGUGAGUUUUUCUCCCUUUUCUAAUCCCGUGUGUAGUUGCGUGCCUAUAACUUCAUAUUGUUUUUAGUGGGACUUGCAUGUAGCUGCACAGGAACAUAGCUUUCAACCAUUAUGUAAACUUUUUGUCAAAGCUAAUGUUCAAACUUUCCGCAUUUGAUCCAGUUCUAUGAUUUCCAUACAUGAUUCACAAGAGGUGACUAUUAAAUUGCCUUUGGCUGUUCCCCUGUGAUUUAACAUUGAACCAGGUUUCUGUUUGACAUUUUCAAAACCACAUUAGCCAUUUUUAAAAGUUUGUGCUUUAAAAUAUUUGGAUGUUGACAGUGUUCAGUGUCUUGUACAGUUCUACUGUUAAACAUGUGAGGACCAGAUUGGAAAUAGUUGAGUGGCCUUUUGCACUGUUGUUCUUCCUUUGGAAUGUGAAGGUCUGAAUGAGGGUUUGGAUUUUGAAUGUGCCAGUGGUUCUGAGAAGCCUAGCUUACGUUUUUAUGGUAUAGUCAUUGGAAAAGGAAAACGGCAUUAUAUAUAUAUAUUAUAUAUAUAAUAUAUAUUAUGCAUUACUCUCCUAUACUUUAUUUCUGCUACCAUCCCCAUAGAACACGGCAAGAAUUACUAUGACUGAAAGGUUUAAGUCCUAAUUAAAACUUUAUUUAUGACAGUAUUCAUCAUUAGCUUGAAAAUGCAUUCUUCUUAGGUAAUUUUUUGAGUUUCUGGACUGUGUGCUUAAGUUCUUGGAUGUGCAGCAGCUUACAUGUCUAAAAUUACUUGAAGGCAUCACUUUGACAGGAGCUUACUCUUAGGCCCUGUGCCAUCCCUAGUCAUCUGUAGUCCCAGUUAAAAUAGCCCAUCACAGUAGUUAAAGGGCAGUUGUAUAAAAUAACAUCAAGGUUCUAUGCUGUGGCACAAGUUGUAAACUGAAGGGAUGUUUACAUGCAGCAUCGAUUGUUUUCAGCUUUAAGGGAAGAAAGAAUAAAAGUUUAGGGUUCCAGUGUGUGCAGUUCCAUGUUUAAAUUCUAGCAAACGUGCAAUAUGUUAACGAUGCCUGUGGUUGCCACAAAGUGCCUCGUUUACCUUUUUAAAAUACUGUUAAAAAUGUGUCGUGCAUGCAGAUGGAAGGGGGUGGAACUGUGCACUAAAAGGAGGCUUUAACUGCAGUGUUUGGUAGAGCUGCCUCUUUACUCCGCCAGUUCAAAAUUCUCAGUCUGUUUUCAUAUAGAAUAUAUAUAUAUACUAAAAAAAAUCUGUCUGUUAAGCAGCCUUAUUCUGAUUCAGCCUCUUCAGAUACUAUUGUGCUGUGCAACAGUGGCUCUGUGUGUAAUGCUAUGCACUGAGGAUACACAAAACAAGAAAAUGACAUGUACAGGAUAAUGUCUCAUUCAAAUCAGAUGUCCGUUUGUUAUUGUGUUUAACAGCCCUUUAUCUUAGUGUUAAAACUCCACUUAAAACUGAUUAAAGUUUCAUUCUUGUCACUG